This is a messenger RNA of Vigna unguiculata (cowpea), 1192 nucleotides long. RefSeq names its product S-adenosyl-methionine 4-1-methyl-2-pyrrolidinyl-3-oxobutanic acid methyltransferase-like. Lineage: Eukaryota; Viridiplantae; Streptophyta; Magnoliopsida; Fabales; Fabaceae. Gene Ontology annotation, molecular function: methyltransferase activity. The record is from RefSeq and is a predicted model, not a curated record.
CAUCAAUGGAAAGAGAUCAACCAUUCCUUCACAUGAACGGUGGCAAAGGAGAAAUGAGUUAUGCAAACAACUCCUCCAUACAAAGACAAAUGAUGCUUAAAGCCAAAUUCAUACUUGAAGAAACAAUAACAAGGCUAUAUCGUGAUUCUUCUCCGACCUGCAUGAAAGUAGCAGACUUAGGUUGUUCUGUUGGAUCAAAUACACUUCUUGUAAUAUCAAACAUCAUUAACAUCGUUCAUACAACAUGCACUCUCUUAAACCGUGAUCCACCCACAUUCCAAUUUUAUCUCAAUGAUUUAUUUGGAAAUGAUUUCAAUACCACCAUCAAGUUACUUCCAGAUUUUUAUACAAAACUGCUACAAUAUAAAGAACAUGAUUCAUGCUUUAUUAAUGUCACACCUGGAUCCUUCUAUGGAAGACUCUUUCCCAGUAAUUCCAUAAACCUUUUUCAUUCCUCCAACGGUCUACACUGGCUUUCUCAGGAUCCAUUACUGGGAUGUAAGGAUGUAGCAUCCCUUAACAAGGGUCAUUGUCAUAUAGUUAGCACAAGCCCUCCUGAGGUACACAAAACUUACCUUAAACAGUAUCAGCAAGACUUCAAAUUGUUUCUGAAAUCACGUUCUGAGGAGCUUGUGCCUGGAGGAGCAAUGGUGUUGAUGCAUCUCGGUUAUCAUGAAACUCCUAGAAGAACAAGUUGGGAAAUAGUUAGUUUAAUACUCAAUGACAUGCUCUUGGAGGGUUUGAUUGAAGAAGCAAAAUUAGAGUGGUUUAAUAUACCAGUGUAUGAACCUACAGUUGAGGAAGUUAAGAAUGUGAUUGAGGAAGAAGAGUCAGUGUUUCUUGAGAGAUUAGAAGUUGUAAUCUCGGGUUGGGAUGAAGGACUAAACAUUGAAGGUGGUGAUGGUGAAAAUGUAAGAGCCGAAAUCAUUUCCAAGCACGCACGUGCAGCAUUGGAGCCUCUCUUGUCAGAAAAGUUUGAUGCAGAGGUUAUAAAUGAAGUAUUCGUGAGGUUUCAGAACAAAAUUCUGCAGAUAAUGAAGGUUGGAAAAUUAGAGAGUGCUACUUUUAUUAUGUCCAUUACAAAAAAGGCUUGAAGGUGUUUCUUAAAAGAUCUCAAAAACUAGUUUUUUUUUUUUUUUUUUCUGUCAAUUUAUUGCUUUGAAUUUUAAAAUAAUAUGAAAUCACUAGCAGG